AUGGUACCGAAGGACGUCUACCCGAGAGAACACGAACUACGAACGAAUCUGUUCGCCCAGUCUUGGGAACCGAAAUUGCGGGAGCUGCCGGGGGAGCUGAAAGCGAUGGUGAAGAUCACAAAGAAAUAUGGCCUUCGACAAGAAGGUCUAGCGUUCUCGAGGCGGAUACUGCGCGACAUGCCGAUCUGGGCACAUAAGCAAGUUAACCAGAAAGACCUGCGGAAGCUUGCGGUGAAGUCAGCAACGACGACAUGCCUGAAAUUCAAACACAGGCUCCGCACAGUGGGCGACUGCGAGAAGAUGGCAGGAGUUCUGGAGGAUGCAUCGCACAGACGAUCGAGAGAGUGCUCCUGUGCGGGGUGUGAGCGUGCGAUAACGGAAGACAGAUGCACGUACCCAGAUAGGUGCUUCGAACGUGCUAGACGGCUCCUUGACCUUCUCCCGCCGAAGUGGGACCCGAGGGGCACGCACCCGGAAGACUAUGAAGAUGAGGACAUGAGGGAGGGACAGGGCGCCGCUCAAAAUGCGACGCUCUUCGACAGACGAGUCACCACCAGCGGCUCGAUCAGCGAUACCUAUCGCAUCUUCACCGACCACCGACCGACGUACAAUGGCCGGCUUGACAUGCAGCUGCGACCGAGCGGUGAAUCUCUGACGGUGGCGACGGAUGGCUCAUGCCUCAACAAUGGUCGAGGGAACACAGAGGCGGGUGCUGGAGUGUUUGUUGCUGCCGGUCACUGCCAGAACCGGGCGGUCAAGCUCCCGGACUCGUUCGAGCACACAAACCAGACGGCGGAGAUGACGGCCACGCUAGUUGCGUCAAAGGAAUUCGAU
Messenger RNA from Trametes versicolor FP-101664 SS1, 834 nucleotides. RefSeq lists its product as uncharacterized. Gene Ontology annotation, molecular function: RNA-DNA hybrid ribonuclease activity; nucleic acid binding. The record is from RefSeq and is a predicted model, not a curated record. The transcript has a single exon. Lineage: Eukaryota; Fungi; Basidiomycota; Agaricomycetes; Polyporales; Polyporaceae. The annotation marks the transcript as partial.